AUGUAGGCUGUCACCAACGAAGAAGAAUACUAGCGGAAGUGUAAAAAAGGGCAAAUAAAGCACUGGUCUAUUUGCGCCGCGUCAACUUUAAAAGAUUAAUUUUUAAAAGAACAUUUCAUUUCAUUUGUCACACUACCAAACCUUUCUUCGCCUCGGCCCCGACCCCUGCUACAAGAUGGUUAACCGGCAAACAAGUCUGUGGAUGGGUGAUUUGGAGCAAUACAUGGAUGAAAACUUCGUCAGGCAGGCCUUCCUUGCUAUGGGAGAGUCGCCGUCUGGAGUCAGAAUAAUUGCUCACAAGAUAACGGGCGGUUCUGCCGGAUACUGCUUUGUGGAGCUGGCAGAUGAAGCAAGUGUUGAUAGCUGCAUCCAAAAACUCAAUGGAAAAGGGAUUCCUGGAUCAAACCCGCCUAGGAAUUUUAAACUCAAUUUUGCCUCCCAUAACAAGCGCUCAGACGCAGGGCUUGAGUUCUCAGUGUUUGUGGGUGACUUGCCCUCUGACGCAAAUGACUACCAGCUCCACCAAAUCUUUAAGAAGUAUUCCUCCUGCAAGGGAGCCAAAGUGGUCACUGACCAGUAUGGCUACUCCAGAGGUUACGGCUUUGUCAAUUUUGGUGAGGAAAGUGAGCAGAAGAAGGCAAUCGAGGAGUGCCAGGGCACAACUCUUGGGGGGAAAGCACUCACUCUCAGCAUUGCUUUGGCCAAAAGCCAGAAGACACUAGACACCAGAAACCUGACUCAGAAUUACCAGAGCAAUUACAUCCAAACUCCAUACAGUGGUAUGGGGCAAGGUUACUACUCUCAGUGGGGCGGUUAUGGUCAGUACAGCGGCUACAACAAUGGCGGUUACAACGGGGGAUACAACUACAACUACGGGCCCUACGGAUACCCUCCACACAGCCACAUGAUGCCGCCGCCUCCUCCUCUGGGGAUGCCACCCACAUCUGCUGACAUGACAGGGGGUGUAGAGGUGAGCCAUGAAGACACAGGAGAUGGAAAUGGAGAGGGGGAGGAUGCAGAAGUGGCAGUGGAAGAAUGUGAUGUGGAGCAGUGGAACAAAGACUUUAUGCAGCGUAGUGAAGAGCUCUACAACGCCAUGAUGGACUGUCACUGGGAACCACUGGACUCUUUUGACUCCGCCAUACCACUCUUAAGUUGAUCAAUUCACUUCCUCAUUGGCAGUUAAGUCUGAGAGAACUCUCCUCACCACCUUGCUACUCAAGUUCAGUCAACAGCAAACAUUGUUUUGAAAUGAAAUGAUUACCGUAUAUUACCAAAUAGUAGCCCGGCUGUUUUGUUUCACAAAAUCGAUUUUGGAGACAGGCGUUUAAAAGAAGCAGGCUGCUUUUAUUUAUUUUUGCACCAGGCCAUUAUUUGGUUACAAUGGUUACUGUCCAGUAUUUUUUUUUCGUACAAAAAACUUUAAAUGUAAAAGCUAUUGUAAACAUACAAAGAAGAGAUCAACAUGAGGUAGGCUAUCAAAAGACAAGAGAUCAACAUGGCAGUAGUGCAACAAUUGUCAAAUAGAAUACCAAUACUAAAAAUAAACUUUUUAAAUAAAGCAGCCUACCGGGAAAAAUUAAAUUAUGAUACCAAGUACUCAAGUAUAAAGCCCACCAUCAAAACAGAACAAUAAUACUGUCACUUAAAUAAAAUAAAGGCUACAGUACUUCAAGUUUUAAAUAAAGCAGCAUACAGGAAAAAUAAAAUGAUGGUACCAAGUACUCUAUAAAACCAUCAAAACAAUAAUACUGCAACCCCAGUAGCAUUUUAAUCUAAAUUAUGCAAAUAACAGCCCAUGGGCAGCUAUUAGGACAUGGGUGGUUAUUAGGAAGAGGCGGUUAAUUCACAAAAUGGGGUCAGCGGCUAUUAGGACAUGGGCGGUUAUUUGCCCAAGGGCGUUUAUUUGGUAAUAUACGGUAUUCAAUCUAAUGGGGGGGUGUUUUUAACUUGGGUUGCUCCAAACACCACUCGCAUGUGUGGACACUUUCCAAACACCACUCGCAUGUGUGGACACUUUCUAAACACCACUAGCAUGUGUGGACACUUUCUAAAGCAACCCUACAACGCCUAGAAAUAUGUCUAUAUAUACAUAUAUGUAUGUAUAUCAUGUGUAUAUAUAUAUAUGUAUAUAUAUAUAUAUAUAUAUAUAUAUAUAGUACAGGCCAAAAGUUUGGACACACCUCCUCAUUCAAUGUGUUUUCUUUUUUUUCAUGACUAUUUACAUUGUAGAUUGUCACAUCACAACUAUGAAUGAACACAUGAGGAGUUAUGUACUUAACACAAAAAAAGGUGAAAUAACUGAAAACAUGAGGUAGUCACCUGAAAUAGUCUUCACUUCACAGGUGUGCUUGAAGCUCAUGGAGAGAAUGCCAAAAGUGUGCAAAGCAGUAAUCAGAGCAAAGGGUGGCUAUUUUGAAGAAACUAGAAUAUAAAACAUGUUUUCAGUUAUUUCACCUUCUUUUGUUAAGUACAUAACUCCACAUGUGUUCAUUCAUAGUUUUGAUGUGACAAUCUACAAUGUAAAUAGUCAUGGAAAUAAAGAAAACAUUGAAUGAGGAGAAGGUGUGUCCAAACUUUUGGCCUGUAGUGUAUGUAUACAUACAUAUAUACAUAUGUACAGUAUAUGUGCGUGUAUAUAUAUAUAUAUGUAUAUGUAUAUAUAUAUAUAUAUAUAUAUGUAUGUGUAUGUAUAUGUAUGUAUAUAUAUAUGUAUGUAUAUAUAUAUGUAUGUAUAUAUAUAUAUAUGUAUAUAUAUAUAUAUAUAUGUAUAUAUAUAUAUAUGUAUAUAUGUAUGUAUAUAUAUAUAUGUAUAUAUAUAUGUAUGUAUAUAUAUGUACACACACACACACACACUCACACACACAUUUGCAAUCAAAGUGAAUUUGGAGUCCCUUGGUCUGUUUUUCAAAAUAAAAAAAUAAAAUGUUGGUAUAUUUGUAUUCCACAGUGAGAUUGAACAUUGUAUAUAAUACAAUAUUAAACAUGAUUGUAUAUAAUACAAUAUUAUACAUGAUUGUAUAUAAUACAAUAUUAUACAUGAUUGUAUAUAAUACAAUAUUAUACAUGAUUGUAUAUAAUACAAUAUUAUACAUGAUUGUAUAUAAUACAAUAUCGUACAUGAGGUAUGUGGACAUUUAUCUUCUUGA
Molecule: messenger RNA, 3149 nt
Organism: Nerophis lumbriciformis (worm pipefish)
Lineage: Eukaryota; Metazoa; Chordata; Actinopteri; Syngnathiformes; Syngnathidae
Product: tRNA selenocysteine 1-associated protein 1-like
Molecular function (GO): RNA binding
Source: RefSeq, a predicted model, not a curated record